This is a messenger RNA of Periophthalmus magnuspinnatus, 3232 nucleotides long. It is a transcript of the gene mtss1la, whose product is annotated as MTSS I-BAR domain containing 2a. Bases 456 to 2735 code for a protein of 759 amino acids. Gene Ontology annotation, cellular component: cytoplasmic side of plasma membrane; actin cytoskeleton. The transcript is spliced from 15 exons. Lineage: Eukaryota; Metazoa; Chordata; Actinopteri; Gobiiformes; Gobiidae. Gene Ontology annotation, molecular function: phospholipid binding; actin binding. Gene Ontology annotation, biological process: plasma membrane organization; cell projection assembly. The record is from RefSeq and is a predicted model, not a curated record.
AAGAAAACCAGCAGCCUCCUUCUCAUUCCCAUGGAUCGUGUUCCUCCCGCAUCAGCCUGGAGACGUGCGGCGCGCUCUUGACCACAGUGCGCCCCGGCCCCGUGCGCCCCAGCCCCGUGCGCCCCAGCCCCGUGCGCCCCAGCCCCGUGCGCCCCGCUCCUCCGGCGUCUCCUCGGACAGACCAGUGCGCUCUCGGGCGGGCGCUGAGCAUGUGGAGUCCCGGUGCGUGCCCCCUCCACGUUUUCCUGCUCCAGCCCACAGUUCUUUUUGUUUGAGCUGCUGGUCGUGGGCACAGAGUCUCGCCUCCGGUCCUGCGCAGCUCGUGGAGGCAGAAGAGGGCGAAGGGCGGAUGAAAACUACUAUAUUCAUGUCAGGACUGUGAAAACGCACCGAGAGCAGGAGAUCUGAGCUGAUUUUGUGCUUCUACAGCGCGCGCACGGUUUGUUUUUGGCACCAUGGAGUCGGUGGAGAAGGAGUGCGGUGCGCUCGGAGGAUUAUUCCAGGCCAUUGUGAACGACAUGAAGAGCUCGUAUCCAGUUUGGGAAGACUUCAGUGCCAAGGCGACAAAACUACACUCUCAACUUAGGACUACGAUACUGGCGGCGGUGGCCUUCCUCGACGCCUUUCAGAAAGUUGCAGACAUGGCGACCAACUCCAGAGGUGCCACGAGGGACAUCGGCUCCGCCCUCACCAGGAUGUGCAUGCGCCACCGCAGCAUCGAGGCUAAAUUACGCCACUUCACAAACGCUCUCAUGGAGGGUCUGGUCACGCCGCUCCAGGAUCGAAUAGAAGAGUGGAAGAAGACGGCCAAUCAGCUGGACAAAGAUCACGCCAAAGAAUACAAGAGGUCUCGUCAGGAGAUCAAGAGGAAGUCCUUAGACACGAUAAAACUCCAGAAAAAAGCCAGGAAAGGCCGGGGAAACCUGCGCCCCCAGCUGGACAGUGCUAUGCAAGACGUGAACGAUCUUUAUUUACUGAUGGAGGAGACGGAGAAGCAGGCGGUGAGGAGGGCGCUGCUGGAGGAGCGGAGCCGGUACUGUGCGUUUAUCAGCCUCCUGCAGCCCGUCGUGAAUGUUGAGAUCGCGAUGUUGGGAGAAACCACUCAUCUACAGGCCAUCGUGGACGAUCUGACCCUGUUAACCGAAGAUCCGCACAAACUGCCUCCUGCGAGUGAACAGGUGAUCCGGGACCUGAAGGGCUCGGACUACAGCUGGUCCUACCAAACUCCUCCCUCGUCUCCGAGCAGCACGAGCUCCAGAAAAAGCAGCAUGUGCAGUCUCCUGCAGAUGCCCUCGGCCGGAGCUCACCGCCUCAGCAGCGUCUCCUCGCACGACUCCGGGUUUGUCUCCCAAGACGCCAACACCCACUCCAAGCCUCCGUCGCCCAUGCCCUCGGACAUCACCAGCCAGAAAUCGACCAGCUCGGGCUCCUCGGAGGCCUCAGAAACCUGCCAGUCCGUCAGCGAAUGCAACUCUCCCACAGCGUUUGGCUCAUGCUCAUCCUUCGGUACCUUCCGCCCUGCUUUCUCUCACACUGGCUCCAUCAGGCCUAUGUCUGUCAUACUUCCUGCGUCCCCCACAUUUAACCACUCCCCCGGAUCCAACACCCCCUCACCCACAUCAAAGGUUCCUAGCUGGAAGGACUGGGCCAAAUCCACUUCCUGUGAGGCGCCUUUGUCCAGCACUCCACAGCGACGGAGAGAGUCUCUGGACAAGGUGAGGGAGUGCGAAGCUCCGCCCAGUCCUCAGGGGUUUUCUGGGCUGCAGCCAGAUGAUCUGCACAGAACAAGAACUCUGAAGCUCACAGAGCCUCUGUCUCCUGCGGCCAGUUCUCUGGCCAUGGUCCUGACCCGAGGCCUCAGCAUCGAGCAGCAGAAAAGCAGCAGAGACUCACUGCAGUACUCGAGUGGAUACAGCUCCCAGAACAACACCCCGUCCUGCUCCGAGGACACCAUCCCCUCACAGGGCUCUGAUUAUGAGUGCUACUCACUCAACGGAGACGCUGAUGGUGAAGGGCAGGCAGACUUCGACAAGUCCUCCACCAUCCCACGCCACAGCAACAUCGCCCAAAGCUACCGCCGCAUGAUUCAAACCAAGAGGCCCGCCAGCACGGCCGGUCUGCCCGCUGGGAAGACUCCAAAUGGCACCGCGGGACACAGCUCAGGAAGCAUCACCUCAGGAACGGCGACCAUACGCCGCACCCCCUCCUCCAAAACAGGAGUGAGAAGGACUCCGUCGACGUCCGGCCCCAUUCCCAUCAGGCCUCCCAUUGUGCCCGUCAAGACCCCCACGGUGCCAGACUCCCCGGGAUACGCCAGCCCCUCUCACCUUCACGCCGGCAGCCAGGAGUUUCUGUACGGCGAUGACCCGACGUGUGACUACAUGAGGGGGUCUCCAAAGAGAAUGAGCCUCCCAGAAAACACCUGGAGCAGCGCGGGAGGGACAGGGGCCGACAGGACUCUUUAUACUCAGGACGUGUCUGGCGUGGUCGCCCACGGAGCGGAGGAAGACCCCUUUUUUGCUGCCAACCGCCACAGCCUGGUGGAGAAGAUAGGGGAGCUGGCAGCUAGUGCACAUGCCCUGGGCGAGGGGCAGGUCCCUUUCCCCAGCUCCGGGGAACAGGACGUGUCGUCCUCAGCCCACAGUGAUGUGGACAUGCUCGUGUCCAUCCGCAGAGGCGUCAGGCUUCGUAAAACGGUGACAGACGACAGGUCGGCCCCCAUGAUACUGCGGUAGCUCAGGGAACAGACGUUUGUAGAAAAAAACAACCAAAACUGUUGCCCCAGAAACGUAAGCUUGGUUAUAAAAAGCAGCAGCACUCGUCUAAAAGAACAGAUGAACACGGCACAAAGAACAAAGAUAUAACACGGAGAUGAAGGCCAGUGGUCAAACAUGUGAAUGACCCACGUCACGUGUGUGUGUGUGUGUGUGUGUGUGUGCGCACAUACAGAUCCAUACUUUUGGUUUAAUUUCUUUCUCUUUUAUUUCUUUUGUUUCUAUGUCUGAGUUUCGUGUCUGUGCAUCUCUUCACUGCGUGUUUGUCUUUUUAAAUGCAGUGAUCACACGUAGAUAUUGAACGCUCUUUGUCUUUGUUCUUGCUCUUAUGAUUAUUAUAAAAAUGUGUAUUUUUACAUAAGUCCGUCACCUGAAAGUGAAAGUAAUGAGAAAAGUGCUCUGUGAGCCUGUGUUUGUCUUUGCUUAUUAUUAUGUUCAUGUACCAUGAUUCUGUUUGG